AUGAGUGGGCUAUCGGAGCCGAAGUCGCCACUGGAGGUGGUCGAGAUUCUUUCUGACGAGGAAGAGGGACACACCUACAGAAAUUCCGGCGGGAGGCGACAGAGCGCCAUAGAGAUUAUUAGCGAUGUUUCAGAUAUCGAAGCAAGCGAUAACGACUUGGAGAUCGUUUCAGAAGUAGUGAAUGCUGACAGAUCAAGAACUCUUGGUGCAAGCGAACCUCCUGGCAGCGCAAACGGUCUCUUUGUCCCAGAAGAUGAGUCGGAUAACGCUGAUGAUGGAGAGGUGGAGAUCACCGGCCAUAACCAAAUCCCACUACCGACGUUAGAAUUUCUCAUCUCCGAGGCGUUUCAUGAUAUCAACGAUGAGGCCCAGUCUCGGGCUUCGCCUGUAGUAGUCCAGACGCCACCUCCAAGACGUCGUCAGCGUCCAAACCCUUCCACAUUCUUACGUAAUCUACGGCGCCGACACAAUAAUGCAAGAGAGGCGGGGCAACCUCAUUUCCAGUUUGGAUAUCCUCGAGGGGGCUACGGAUAUGCCUUGCAUGCGAACAUGCCAUUCUUUUCACAGCCAGACCAAGGUGUCACUGCUAAUGUCAUGGAGGCUAUCCGGCGGUCAGAGGAGCGUGAAAUGGACCAAAAGCAAGAAAAAGAAGACAAAAUCAACCUCAAAACCCUUGAGAAGAAAAAGGAGGCGGUCAGCAACAUCAGUGAAGGCUAUACAAGUACUAUAUCUGCGACAGAUGAUUUUGUUUGCGAGCUAUGUGCGGUGGUGCUAGGCGAGGGAAUCCCUGCGGACUUCAAGCCCGAUCCAAAGUUUGAUGAUAAUAUUGACGAACAUGCAGCGAAACUCCGAACCAAUGCCCCUUGGUUUUGCAUCAGACAAUGCUUCGAGGCUGACAUCGAGCUUCUGCGGCGUGUGUUUGCGGCAAAAUGUGGUCAUGUAUUCUGCGGGCGGUGCAUCAAAAACAUAGGUAGUCGCCCUACACUCAAGGGACGCAAAAAGAAAGAGCAAGCAAGCAUUUUAGACCCGCGGGUCAGUGCUCCAAGAAAAUGUCCGGUUAAAAAUUGCGGUGCUAACUUCAUGGGAAAGAAAACGUUCACGGAGUUAUACUUAUGA
Messenger RNA from Australozyma saopauloensis, 1116 nucleotides. It is a transcript of the gene HEX3, whose product is annotated as SUMO-targeted ubiquitin ligase complex subunit. Bases 1 to 1116 code for a protein of 371 amino acids. Lineage: Eukaryota; Fungi; Ascomycota; Pichiomycetes; Serinales; Metschnikowiaceae. The transcript has a single exon. Gene Ontology annotation, molecular function: ubiquitin-protein transferase activity. Gene Ontology annotation, cellular component: SUMO-targeted ubiquitin ligase complex. The record is from RefSeq and is a predicted model, not a curated record.